AUGAAUCGUCACUACGCACGUCGCCCGUUGUACGCGAUUGAGGAGGAGGUCACACCUCAAGACCAUGAGAUCUUACGUCACGGUGGUACCUCUUCAAAUAUUGAACGCCUUCCUUCACGCCUUCAACAAUCGAAAAUGCAACCAAGAAGCUUGAGAAAGCAGGUUGAGGACUUGGCCUACGAAGUCAGCUACUUGAAAGCCGAGCUUUCCUGGCAUUCAGAAACCAAACAAGCACUGCUACAAUUUCAGGAACAGAUGUAUGGCUUAUUCCACAAUAUGGAGGAUGCUCUUGUUCAAGUCAAUAUCCGACUACGAAAUGCAGAACAGCGUUAUCUUAGUUUAUGGGGAUUGGAGGAUUGUGACAGCAGAAGUGGGGAUAUGAUCUGA
This is a messenger RNA of Aspergillus alliaceus, 387 nucleotides long. RefSeq lists its product as uncharacterized. Bases 1 to 387 code for a protein of 128 amino acids. NCBI's taxonomy places the organism in Eukaryota, Fungi, Ascomycota, Eurotiomycetes, Eurotiales, Aspergillaceae. The transcript has a single exon. The record is from RefSeq and is a predicted model, not a curated record.